This is a messenger RNA of Onthophagus taurus, 857 nucleotides long. RefSeq names its product protein MIS12 homolog. Lineage: Eukaryota; Metazoa; Arthropoda; Insecta; Coleoptera; Scarabaeidae. Gene Ontology annotation, cellular component: nucleus; chromosome, centromeric region. Gene Ontology annotation, biological process: mitotic cell cycle. The record is from RefSeq and is a predicted model, not a curated record.
UGAAUCUGACAACAGUUAAGAGGUUAAAAAUUUAUGUCGUAAAUAAGUAUAUUACAUAUUUCGUAAAAUAUGAGUACAAAAAAAAUUCAAGCCGAUGAAUACUCUCUGCAAUAUUACCGGAUAAAUGCACCGAUUGUAAUGCACUUAUUAUUUGAUUCGUUAACAUUAACAAUUGGUGACUAUAUGCAUGAAUCUGAAGAGGAAUAUUUAUCAGAAUAUCCAAAACAAAAGGUUUUAGGAGUAUUCAGAAACCUUCGGAAAGAAUAUCUUAAAAAUAUAGUAAGCAUAAUGAACGAAAAAGAGGAAGAAUUAAGAGAUUUACUAUUAAUACCACCUAACAUAUUAUUACCUGAAGAUAAGUUUUAUUCAAAAAUAUAUUCAGAAGAAGAUGUAAAACAAUUAAAAAAUGAAAUAGAUGAAUUAGAAAAAUUAUAUUUAACAAAAAAAGCUUGUAAAUGUACUUAUGAAAAAGAAUUGGAAACAUUAGAGAAUUUAUUAACUUCGUAUCAAAAUAUAAAUGGAUUUGCAAAUAAAUUAAAAAAGAUACAGAAAGUUGCAGAGAAAUCUAAAUUAAAAGAAAUGUUUAAUGUAUAUGAUAAGUGUGUGAGUGCUCUAAUGGAAAAUCUUGAUUUUGAUGUUGAAGAAUUAAAAUUUUAAAAUACAUUAAAUGCAUAUAUUAAUUUAAGAAGUCAUAUAUUUUUUAUCAAUUUAAUAUUAAAAAUUAAUGAGAAUUUACAAAAAAAGAUAAAAUAACUUAAAACUAAAUCUUAUAUAACAAUAGAAUUGCUUAUUAUACAUAAAUUAACUUAAAAUUAUAUUAUUCUCUAUUCUCACUUUAAAUAAACCUAUACAAAUUG